Molecule: messenger RNA, 5985 nt
Organism: Struthio camelus australis
Lineage: Eukaryota; Metazoa; Chordata; Aves; Struthioniformes; Struthionidae
Source: RefSeq, a predicted model, not a curated record
AAGAAAAAGACUCAGGAGGGUAAAAACAAGGGAAAGAAGGCAACGGAGACGAAGCAGAAAAAGACUGAUUUGGAUUCCACUUGUGCAGAUAUGAGGGAUUCUAAAGAGGGUCAAAAGGAGGAAGAUGAAAAACCUUCCGUUUCUGCUGUGCUGUCCCUGGAACAAACAGCUGUGAUUCAGGAGAUGGUAAAUCAAGAUGUACUUCCAAAGCUGACGAUCCCCAGUCCCACUAAUGAGCCACAAAUGGUAACUGAAGACAACCAAGGAGCAGCAAUAAACUGUGGAUCAGAUGAUUUGGAUGAUGAUGAGGAGGAGGAGGAUGAAGAUGAGGAAGAUGAAGAGGAGCUGGAAGAUGCCAGUAUGCCUAAAGACAAUGCGGAAAUGCCUUUGAUAUGUGAAGAAAAGUUAGACUUUAUGGAAGAGCAAAAGAGCAUGUCAGAAGAAUCUCCAGAAAGCUCUCCAAAGAAAAAGCUUGUUGUGAAAAUUCCAAAAGCGAAAGGUGAAUCGAAUGGUGAUAUUCAGGAAACAUUUAUGUUUCCUUGUCAGCAUUGUGAGAGGAAGUUUACAACAAAGCAAGGACUUGAACGCCACAUGCACAUCCAUAUAUCUACUGUUAACCAUGCUUUCAAAUGUCGGUAUUGUGGGAAGGCAUUUGGUACUCAAAUUAACAGGCGAAGACAUGAACGGCGUCACGAGGCAGGGCCGAAAAGGAAACCGUUUUUAACACUAACAGCAGCGCAACACUUGGAUAACGUUGGUGAUAACCAGGUAAUUGUGGAUGAUGGUCUUAAAGAUGACUUGAACGUUUCCGGUCUUGUGCAAGAUUCUGUAGUCUUGGAUUCUGAGAAAGUCUCCCAAGAAAUUUCAAACUCUGCUUUUGCUGAAGAAAAUAAGGAACCCAAAGAAUUGCAUCCGUGCAAAUACUGCAAAAAGGUUUUCGGAACUCAUACCAAUAUGCGGAGGCAUCAGCGUAGGGUUCAUGAGCGUCACCUUAUUCCCAAAGGUGUCAGAAGAAAAGGAUUCUUUCCUGAAGAGCCACAGCUUCAAACUGAGCAGGCCCCACCAGUCCAGAGUGUGUAUAUAGCAAGCACGGAAAUAGAAGAGGAAGGUGAAGUGGAUGAUGUUUAUAUUAUGGAUAUUUCCAGCAAUAUCUCUGAAAACUUAAAUUAUUACAUUGAUGGUAAAAUUCAGUCCAACAGCAGCACUAGCAAUUGUGAUGUGAUUCAAAUGGAGUCUAACUCUGCAGACUUGUAUGGACUGAAUUGUAUAAUCAGUCCAGUCACAGUGGAGAUUUCCCAGAAUUUAAAGGUUACACAGACACAUGUGAAUGAACCUCCUAAGGAGCCCUCCAGCAGUGGGAGCAAUGAAUCCAAAAAGAGGAGAACGGCUAGCCCUCCUCUCGUACCAAAAAUAAAAACUGAAAUAGACCCAGAACUUAUAAAUGCUACUAGUUCUUUAAAUCUUCCUCUUAGCAUUUCAACAGAGAACUUAACUUUUCAUAAAGAAAAAAGUGUUUAUUUGUCAUCAAAAUUAAAACAGCUUCUUCAGACGCAGGAUACUAAGAAAAUAACUCCAUCAAGUGAAAUCCCUAAACUAGGACCUUCUGUUACAUCACCACCUAUUUUGCCUCCAGCGUCUGGUAGAUUCAAAAGAAGGACCAGCUCUCCUCCCAGCUCUCCACAGCAUAGCCCAGUACUUCGAGACUUUGUCAAAGCAGGUGAGGGAAAAACUGUGUGGAACGAUAGUAUUCGGAGUUCAAAAAUGCCAAAGUUAGAAAGCCACAGCAACUCGCCUGCAUGGAGCUUGACUGGAAGGGAAGAAAGGGAAACUAUGAGUCCUCUUUGCUUUGAAGACUAUAAAAUAUCUAAAGACUGGACAGCAGCUCCGACUUUUGGCAACGUGUGCAACCAGCAGCCUCUGGAUUUAUCUAGUGGUGUAAAACAAAGGUCGGAUGUCAAAAAUAAGAAUCAGGUUCCUUGGGAAUCUGUAUUAGAUUUAAGUGUGCAUAAGAAGCCUUGCAGUGAUGCUGAAAUUAGGGAGUAUAAAGAAAAUAAUUCUCUACAGCCAACCUGCAGUGGUAUUAAAAAGAAGAAACCAACUACUUGCAUGUUACAGAAGGUUCUGCUGAAUGAGUAUAACGGAAUGGAUGCAGCUACGGACAGCGCCCCCAGUGCGAACAGAAGCCCAAGCCCAAGUAAAUCAUCGGAAUCUCAGGCAGACCCUGACACGGAUCCUGGUCUAUUUGCAUCUUCUGUUGACACUCAGCCCCUUCGUUCCUCUCUUUCUCCUGUGCCACAGCCAUCUGUACCUUCAGUGUGCCAGCUGCCUCCUUUAUUGACACCAACAAAUCCGCCUUCCCCACCACCCUGCCCGCCUGUGUUAACAGUUGCUACGUCACCUCCUCCCCUUCUUCCCACGAUACCGUUACCAAUUCCAGAUGUGUCUACCAGUGCCACUAACACAUCUUCGUGUCCAUCACCACUCUCUAACACUACUGCCCAGUCCCCACUACCUGUUCUUUCACCUACAGUUUCUCGUUCUCCGUCUCCCGUUCCUUCUGUUGAACCUGCUGCCUCACCUGGUCCUCCUACUCUCUCCUCUUCCUCUUCCUCCUCCUCCUCUUCCUCCUUCUCUUCGUCAUCAUCUCCCUCUCCUCCUCCUCUUUCAGUGGUUUCUUCUGUUGUUUCCUCUACUGAUAAUCUUGAAAAUACUCUCCCGAUAAUAAAGCAGGAAGAAAUCGAUAAUGAACAAAAGGCAAGAGAAGAUCCUCAGACUUCAAGUGAAUCAGGAACAGUGCAGGAAACGUUCAGUAAAAGCUUUGUGUGCAAUGUUUGUGAAUCACCUUUUCUUUCUAUUAAAGACCUGACUAAGCAUUUAUCUGUUCAUGCUGAAGAAUGGCCCUUCAAAUGUGAAUUCUGUGUACAGCUUUUUAGGGAUAAAACAGACUUGUCAGAACAUCGCUUUCUGCUUCACGGAGUAGGAAAUAUCUUUGUUUGUUCGGUCUGUAAAAAGGAAUUUGCUUUUUUGUGCAAUUUGCAACAGCAUCAGCGAGACCUCCAUCCAGACAAAGAAUGCACGCAUCACGAGUUUGAAAGUGGGACUUUGAGACCCCAGAAUUUCACUGACCCCAGCAAGGCAAACGUCGAACACAUGCAGAGCCUCCCAGAUUCUUUGGACCCUUCUAAAGAGGAGGAAGAUGAAGAUCUAAAUGAUUCCUCUGAAGAGCUGUAUACUACUAUAAAAAUAAUGGCCUCUGGGGUAAAAUCUAAAGAUCCGGAUGUUCGCAUGGGUCUCAAUCAACACUAUCCGAGCUUUAAACCACCUCCAUUUCAGUAUCACCAUCGUAAUCCUAUGGGUAUUGGAGUUACUGCGACAAACUUCACUACCCACAAUAUCCCGCAGACCUUUACUACUGCCAUUCGUUGCACAAAAUGUGGAAAAAGUGUUGAUAACAUGCCUGAGUUACACAAACACAUAUUGGCCUGUGCGUCUGCCAGUGAUAAAAAGAGAUACACACCCAAAAAAAAUCCAGUACCACUGAAACAGACAGUGCAGCCUAAAAAUGGCAUGGUGGUUAUAACUGGGCCUGGAAAGAAUGCCUUCAGACGAAUGGGUCAGCCUAAAAGACUUAAUUUCAAUGUUGAGAUAAGCAAAAUGUCCUCAAAUAAACUAAAAAUAAGUGCAUUGAAAAAGAAAAACCAGCUUGUCCAGAAAGCUAUUUUACAAAAAAAGAAAUCUGCGCAGCAGAAAGCAGAAUUGAAAAGCAAUCCAUCCGAGUCAGACUCUCACAUCUGCCCCUACUGUAAUAGAGAAUUUACUUAUGUUGGAAGUCUGAACAAACACGCGUCAUAUAGCUGUCCCAAAAAACCCAUCUCUCCAUCCUCUAAGAAAAAUUCAUCGAAAAAAAGUGCAAGUUCUUCAUCGCCUGCAAGCACUGAAAAAGGCAACAACCAGCGUAGGCGAACAGCGGAUGCAGAAAUCAAAAUGCAAAGCAUGCAGGCUCACUUGGGCAAGACAAGAGCACGAACCUCGGGACCUGCACAAAUGCAACUACCCUCUGCGUCCUUCAAGUCAAAACAAAAUGUUAAAUUUGUACCUCCAAUUCGCUCUAAAAAGCCAAAUUCAUCUUCAUCGUUGAGGAACUCUAGUCCUGUAAGAGUGUCCAAAAUGACUCACGUUGAAGGGAAAAAAACUAAAGUGGUUGCUAAGAACAGUUCGUCUGGAAUCUCAAGCAAAGCAUCCCGGAAAUUGCAUGUCAGACUACAAAGGAAUAAUAAAGCAGUUUUGCCAAGUAAGUCUGCUGCGGCAAGUAAGAAAAAAGCAGACAGGUUCAGUGUAAAAUCUAGAGAAAGGAUUGGAGGACCUAUUACGCGAAGCUUACAGCAGGCGGCUAAUGCAGAAGCAGCAGAAAACAAAAGAGAUGAAAGCAGUACAAAGCAAGAACUAAAAGAUUUCAGUUACAGGCUCCGCAUGGCCUCUAGAUGUCCCUCCUCCUCUUCGCAUAACACCAGCACCAGGCACUGCAAGAAAUCCAGCUGCACUACAGCCCACUUCUACAAGGAAUAGACCCUUCUGCAUGUCAAACCAAAACAGGUACUAGAAACUUUUGACUGGAAAAGGUGAGGUGAAGUAAUCCUCAAGCAUUAUCCUCUCCUGCCUCUCCUGCUUUUUCUCAGAUGAGGUGAGACCGGUUCCGCAGUAGAUGAAAGGGACAGCGGUUUCUUCUGCUGGGAGCAGUGGCACGCUUCUGUCAUACUGUCCUUCCUUCCAGAGGGAGAGGGAGAGAGCGCAGUGCAGGGCUCCUGCCUUCAAGCGAAUGAUGAACUGUGGAUGCUGGUGAGAGGGUGAUUUCACAGUCCCCUGCAGCAUGAAGUCCAUGCAUCGACAGCCAGUGGAAUAGCAUGGAGAAAUGUUCAGACAGUUGCAGGCAGAUGAACCAUGUUUGGAGGGUUGAUAGAUUUGGAUGCGUCUCCUCUUUCUAGGAGAACAGAGAGGGGUUUAACAUACUAUGCAAUUAAAUUCUGAAAAGACUGUUACAUCAUUUUAGUUUCUACUUUACAUGCUAACGGGUAAAGAACUGGGCAUCCCACCAAAAUCCACUGGAACAUGGUAGAUUUUGCUGAGGUUUCCACAUCUCAAAUCUGUGGGAACCCCAGUUUCUUGACUUUGUACCAUUAGCUUUAAAAGGCAUGAUGCCAUUGCUUUUGAAGUGUGUCAAGACCCACUUUUUUUUUUUUUUUUUUUUUGGAAUACCACCUGUUAAAUGAUCUCUGUGAAAUGCACUGAUAGCCCAAUUUCAUAAAGGGACAAGCAUCUGCUUCUCUAAAGCCCCCGUUACAUUUGUUGCCAAUCUGGUGCUCUUGUUCUGGUCAGGAUUUAAUUACUUAAUGAGAGUAUAAACAUGCACAUUGCCAUGCAGUAUCAAGCAGUGCUUUCCCCUGAAUACGGAGCUUUCUGUUUGUGACCCUCAGUACAAGCAUGCUUAGUUUCAGUGGUCCUGUAGAGGAGGCAUCCAUGGAGGUAGCUGGCAGCCAGUAAAGACAAGUUGCAGAAACUUAUACAUCAGUUAGGAAAGUGCAGUGCGAGGAGGUCUCUUAAAUCUUGCUCCAAAAUGGUGACAAUCACACAAAUCUGGCAAGGGUGUUCUCCUUCAGGUGUCCACAGAUUUCUCCUCUGAGUUGAGGUCUUCCUUCUGUCAUGACAGGAUUUUACAGGAUCCGUGCUAAUGUAGCGUCCAAGUAUUCUUCAAUGAGGCCAAGGGAGUAGAUUCCCCUGUUUCCCCCUUGUUUCAGCCAAGACAUUCCUCUCCUUGUCUUUGCACUCCACACAGGUAAGCACACGUCUAUGUAUGCACACACAUUAGUUGUGAAAAACCAGGCACUCACUUGAUACACCUUCCCACCACCACCUGAAAAGGUCAAAAAAUGAUCAUUUUUUUAUGUGUAUAUAUAUAUUCACACACACACAUGCAUAUAUAUACACACA